Messenger RNA from Pieris napi, 2657 nucleotides. RefSeq names its product sodium/potassium-transporting ATPase subunit beta-1-like. Lineage: Eukaryota; Metazoa; Arthropoda; Insecta; Lepidoptera; Pieridae. The record is from RefSeq and is a predicted model, not a curated record. The transcript is spliced from 7 exons. Gene Ontology annotation, cellular component: sodium:potassium-exchanging ATPase complex. Bases 91 to 987 code for a protein of 298 amino acids. Gene Ontology annotation, molecular function: ATPase activator activity. Gene Ontology annotation, biological process: potassium ion import across plasma membrane; intracellular potassium ion homeostasis; sodium ion export across plasma membrane.
CUCCCAUAUGUCAUGAGAUUCUAAACACGUGCGCGCGCGCAGUCGCAGUUGUACCUCUGAGAUUAACAGACGUGUUUAAAGUUAAAAGAAAUGGCGGGUAAAUCGAAUGGUGUUGAUACAUCAGAUUGGGCUCGAACUCCUCCCACUUCAGGGCCCCUGUGGGAGAGGGUUUGUAAGGCAAUUUACAAUCCAGAAGACAAAAGCUUUUUGGGCCGGACGCCGAAACGAUGGGGAAUCGCGUUGGUUUUCUACCUGGUCUUCUACGCAGUGUUGGCAGCUAUGUUUGCAGCGUGUAUGGGAGUUUUGCUUAUGCUCAUAGAUGAGAAAAGACCUAUGUACACACUCGAGAGCUCAUUAAUAGGAGCGAAUCCGGGAGUUGCGUCCAGGCCUGCCGUGGAAGGUUCCUUCCUUUUAGACAAUACUAACACAAGCAGUUAUGGCAUCUACGUCGACGAGUUGAAAGAUUUCUUUAGCGAUUACACCACCGAAGAGUGGUAUUUAUCGAGGAAGGGGUGCAAAGAGGAAGAUAGUUUCGGCUAUCCCACAUCACCAUGCUUUUUCAUUAAGUUAAAUAGGAUUUACGGUUGGAAACCACAGUACUAUGAUGCAAAAAGUUUACCUACAGAUAUGCCUGAGCACCUCUCAGAAUACAUUGCAUCAUUAACAGAUAUUGAGCAACAACAAAUCUGGAUAUCCUGUGUGGAUGAAGUGUCAAAUGUGACGAGUAUCGAAUACCCUUGGGGACGCGGCCUUCCGGGUAGAUACUACCCCUACCAAAAUGAAGUUGGGUAUAUAAGCCCCGUGUUGGCGAUUAAAGUUACGCCACCUGCAAACACCCCAACCACGAUUCGAUGCAGAACAUGGGCUAAAAACAUUAUUUAUAACAAGAGUUUGAAAGAGCCAUCUGGUUACACUCGUAUUCAACUUUACCUUGAAGAUAACACUAGUCUUAACUCGACAAACACAGAUGGCGCUGAAAUCAAAUAAAAUAUUUUGAGAAAUGGACAUUUACGUAAUAUUAAUUGGCAUUAAUUUAUUAUUAUCUGUAGAGGUAUAAUGAGUAAUCGUUCAACGCACAACCACUAGUUAUGUAAAUUCGAGGCUUAAAUAGGAAUUAAUAUGCGAUUUGGUUAUUUUUGUUUGUGCCAUAUAUUGUAUAAAGCACUCAAAUGGGGCAUGUAACACAUGUCUGUCUGUUUUUCAUUUGAUAUGUUUGUGAUUGAUAAUAUUUUAUAGCGUUAAAUCGCACCUAAAUGAGAGAUUGUCUCAUUUAAAGCAAAAUUAAGUAGAUUAUUUCGAGAUGUGAACUUGAAAUCUAAAGUUAUAUUUAACCUAGUACCUAGUUAGAAUAUAUAUUGAACAUUCUUACUUAAUAAGAUACCUACUUUGACUAUUGUUAGUUAUAGAAUUAUUUAAGUAUUGUUAAGAACGAACACCCGUUAACCUUAUUUUAAGAUAGAUAAAUCAUUCCCAUUUCAAUUAAUUUAGAUUAAGGCUAUAUGCGCAUUACGCAUUUUAGAAUUAUUUAAAUGUUGUAGAUAAUAAAUUUAUGUCUAAAUAUACAGAAGUAAUGUGUAUGAUACUAUUCGUUAAAAAUUACACAAAGUUUCACUGGUUUGAAUUGGCGUAUUGGAAGGGGGAAUAUACCCGUGUUUAUUUUUCAAGAUACCUAAAUUGACUACACCAUUCUAGGAUUGGUAUGUAUUACCUGGCUAUCGAUAUACGCACACUGUCUUAGGCAAAUCACAUGCUUUUGUAUUUGUUGAUUCAACUAAUUACUCCGGUUAAAUCUUUAUAUAUAUAUAAUUCUUCUGUGAGUGUGUAUGUCACUGAACUUCUCUCAAACGACUGGACCGAUUUUGAUGAAAUUUUUUGUGUGUGUUCAAGGGGAUCUGGGAAUGGUUUAGAUUCACAAAUCAGCCCGCCAGUCUGCAGUCGGUACUUUCAUACUUUGCUUUACUAAUCGCUUGAAAUAUCAUGCCGGACAACGUCUGUCGGGUCCACUAGUACUGUAUAAAAAUGCGGUUCCCGCAUACCCGCGAUGGCUUCCAGUUAGGAGCGAGAGUCUUGGUCAAAUAUGUCACUAAAUACUCUGUACAGUACGGAGCUAGCCUCAGCUUUUUAUUUCUUUGUCUCGGUUCCGUCAUGCCACUUAGUUCAUGCCGCUCCCACUCCCAUGUAUUUUUCUUCUGUGUAUUUGGAAUUAUGAAUAAUGUUUUGAAGUGAUAAAAAAUUAUAUUUUAAUUAAAUUUUCACUUUAUAUUUAAACAAAUUUAUAAUUUUUAAAAGCGACGAUAUUGAUACGCUUCAUCGUAUAGGCUUAGUUCAGUAAUUUUCCGUUUUUAAAUUUAACUUUAAUAAAAAAAUUCAAACUAAAACUCCAUUAAGAAAGUAUCUUGAAGGUGGUUGAGAAGACUUUUAAAUUAGAUCAAUUAAAAAACGAUUGCCUACUGUAGAAUAAUUUUCUUAGACAGUAAGAAUUUAGUGCUUUAUAUAGGUAUAAUGUACCUAGUACUAAAUUCUACAUCUAUCACAUUAUAUUCAUGUAAUUGGUGUACAUUGGUAUUUAUUUAAAAAUUGUGUUUGUUUUUGUGAAUUAAAAUUACCUAUUAGUACAAAAUUGUAUAUUUAUAAUGAAUAAAGAAAUGUCAUCCUUA